AUGGCGGCCCUGGUGAUGGAGAGUGAGCCCUGCAAGGCCACGCCGACAGAGUCGGCGCCCAGUGUCAAACAAGAGACCGAUGAUACCUUGAUGCACCCGCUCGAUUCCCACCAAGAAUCUCACGAUUCCAAUCUCCUCGAAGAUCACGCUCAAUAUCCUGAUCGCCGAUACAAGCUCCUACUCGAUAUCUUGGCCCUAGUAGCCAUCCAAUUCCUUCAAGGCCUCGACAGCACAAUCGUCGGGACUGCCAUCCCCAAAAUCACGGACCGGUUCCAUGCACUGGGCGACAUUGGCUGGUACGCAAGUUCGUUCAUGUUGACGGCUUGCUCCUUCCAGCUGAUCUGGGGCAAACUGUACACGUUCUACACGGCCAAAUGGACGUACCUGGUCGGCCUCUUCGUGUUCGAGCUCGGCUCCUUGAUCUGCGGCAUCGCGCCCUCGUCAACGGCCUUUAUCCUUGGCCGUGCGAUUGCCGGGCUCGGCGGCGGAGGCACCUGCGCUGGGUCGCUCCUGCUUGUCACACAUCUCCUCCCUCCCCCGCGGCGGCCAACUCUCGUUGGGAUCCUGUGCGCGACCUUUGGCUUUGGCGCGGCGAUGGGACCUUUGCUUGGGGGCGCAUUCACCGACAAUCGGACACUGACCUGGCGAUGGUGCUUCUACAUUAAUCUCCCGCUGGGCGCCCUGGCCGCCGCCACUAUCGUCCUGUUCAUCCCCACCAACAAAGCGCCUGGGGUCAACACCCCGUUCCGCGAGCGCCUGCUGCAGAUGGAUUUGCUGGGAGCCGUGCUUCUGGUUCCUGGGGUUAUUUCCAUCUUGCUGGCGCUGCAGUGGGGGGGUUCCGCGUACUCCUGGAGUGACGGCAGGGUCAUCGCCACGCUCGUCGUCGCGGGAGUUUUGGGGACCGGCUUCGUCCUCAGUCAGGUCUGCCGCAAGGAUGAGAAUCGCAUCAUGAUUUCGCCGCGCGUGUUUGGGGACCCCCGGGUCUGGCCCUCUAUCAUCCUGGGAGCCGCCUCUACUGCCUCGUUUUUCGUCAUGCUGUACAAUCUCCCAAUAUGGUUCCAAGCCAUCAAAGGCGCUUCUGCCGCUUCGUCGGGCGUGAUGAACCUCCCUCUCACCGUCAGCUUCCUCAUCGCCUCCACACUCGGAGGGGCACUGACCUCCGGCGAGUCGUCGCCGUCUCCUCCUCCGUCGUCACCAUCAAACAACAGCCGCCUACGAGCAGUCAAGCUCACCUCCCCAACAACAGCCCUUGCCCUCCUCACGCUCGCCUCUCCGAUUCUGUCAUCCAUAGGCUGCGGCCUCUUAACCACCCUCACCCCGACCAGCAGCGCAGGCAAGUGGAUCGGGUACCAGAUCCUGAUGGGCGCGGGCGCAGGGCUAGGGAUGCAGCUAAGCCUGACGGCCGCGCAGUCCUUCACCCGCCACGCAGACAUCAUCAUGGGGUCGACGAUCAUCCUGCUGUGCCAGAACCUGCCGGCAACGGUGCUGACCUCUGUUGCGGCGACGGUCCUCAACUCCCAGCUGGCGGAGCGCCUGCGCGACGAGGUUCCGGGCCUCCAUGGCGAUACGAAGUUGGUUACCGGGGCUGGUGCGACCGGGUUUCGUGAUGUUGUUCCGCCUGAGAUCAUCCCGGAUAUCUUGACCGUGUAUAAUGAGGCCGUGACCAGGACAUUUUUUGUUGCUGUUGGUGUGGCGUGCAUUGGAAUCGGGGGGAUCUUGCGGGUUCCUUUGAGCAGGAGGCGUGAGGCUAAGGGGGCACAAGCACUUGAUUAA
Messenger RNA from Aspergillus calidoustus, 1773 nucleotides. NCBI's taxonomy places the organism in Eukaryota, Fungi, Ascomycota, Eurotiomycetes, Eurotiales, Aspergillaceae. The record is from the annotation of a GenBank genome assembly.